GUCGCAAGACUAAAAGUUCGUCAGCCGACACGGGUAAGUGACGCCAUUUGUGUCUGCUGUGACCUACAUAUACACACUGAGCUACAUACACACACUGAGCUACAUACACACACUGAGCUACAUACACACACUGAGCUACAUACACACUCUUAGCUACAUACAUACACUGAGCUACAUACAGACAAUGUGCUACAUAAACACACUGAGCUACAUACACACACUGAGCUACAUAAACACACUGAGAUACAUACACACUGAGCUACAUACACACACUGAGCUACAUACACACACUGAGCUACAUACACACACUAAGCUACAAACAUACACUGAGCUACAUAAACACACUGAGCUACAUACACACUGAGCUACAUAAACACACAGCUACAUACACACACUGAGUUACAUACACACACUAAGCUACAAACACACACUGAGCUACAUAAAUACACUGAGCUACAUACACACUGAGCUACAUAAACACACAGCUACAUACACAUACUGAGCUACAUACACACACCUAGUUACGUAAACUCACUGAGCUACAUAAACACACUGAGCUGCAUAUACACCCAUAAAUGCACAUUCGCACAGCUAAUACACACAGUAGUUGACAAAUGUUGACUCUCUCUAUCUUGUGUGUUUGGUGACCCGUCCAAUAACUAACACCUUUCUUAGCCAAGUUGUCCAACGAAGACGACGAGGAGGUGUCUGCCCUGCUGGUCAAGCUACAGGCAAAGAUACAAGGAGCAGGGGUGAGCAGAAACUAUGUUAGCCUUUAGGGGUUAGUGGGUGCCAUGUUAGCUUUUAGGGGUUAGUCGAGGAAAUGUUAGCUUUUAGGGGUUAGUCGGGGAAAGGUUAACUUUUAAGGGUUUGUGCGGGUAUAUAUUAACCUUUUGGUGUAAAUAGGGUUAUAUUUUUUUUCUUGGAAAAGUGAGUUACUCACAGGGGAUGGCGAAGUGGGCGACCGCGUUGCCCUAGUAUAUUUAUAAUAUACCUAAGCCUACAAAUAGUUCCUAAUCCAGUCAACACAACAUUCGGAAACUUAGCUAGUGAACAACUUUCCGUUAUGACGCGUCCAAUUAUGACUAGCAAGGCCCCAGUACGAAUAUAACGUGUCUUAAAAUCCGGAAUAUAUAACGUCAACGGCCCCGCAAAAUUCAAUUUGUCCAAGGCCCCGCACCCUCCUAGCGCCGGCCCUGGUUACUCAGCUCAGAUCGUCUGGUAUCUGCGAAGCUAUUUCUUCUCAGCUCAGCUCGUCCGAGAUCUGCGAAGCUAUUUCUACUCAGCUCAGCUCAUCUGGCAUCUGCGAAGCUAUUUCUACUCAGCUCAGCUAGUUUGGCAUCUGCGAAGCUAUUUCUACGCAGCUCAGCUUAUCUGGCAUCUGCGAAGCUAUUUCUACUCAGCGCAGCUCGUUUGGCAUCUACGAAGCUAUUCCUACUCAGCUCAGCUCAUCUGGCAUCAGCGAAGCUAUUUCUGCUCAACUCAGCUUGUCGGGAAUAUGCGAAGCUAUUUGUAGGCCUAAUCAGCUCAACUCGUUUGGCAUCUGCGAAGCUAUUUCAUUAUUGACAUUAAAUGACUACCGUUAUGCUACGUCUUAAAGUGUCAGUAAAUUUAUUUUAUUUUAAUGGACAUGUAUCCGGACAUCAAUAUCGUACAAUAACUUUUCCAAUUUGUUCUUUUUGUCGUUGUUGUCGUUUGCUUGUUAGAGUUGUUACACUUUGGAUAAAAUGGGGGACAAAAAAUGGUUCCGUCCACAGAUCAAGGGGAAUGUACUCCGCGUGCUUGGCGCCAAGCCAGGGGACGCCAUCGUGAAGACCAGCGACGAGCACAAAGUCGACAUCAUCAUAACUGGCACCCGGGGCCACGGUGCCAUUCGCAGGACGCUCAUUGGUAGUGUCAGCCAGUACGUGGUCCACAACGCCCACUGUCCAGUCCUGGUGGUCCGACAUGAUUAGAUUGUGUUUAUCUGAUGUUGAAGCCUGCUUUAAAAAAAGUGUGUGUGCUAGACCAGGCAAACAAGUAGAUGAAAUGUCAAGAGGAAAAAAAAAUGACUUUAUUGUUUUUUAAAUUUCCGUGCCGUCAGAAUUCAAGAAUUUCUCUUUUCCUAAAAUAUGAUUAAUAAUCGAAAUGUUUCAAAGAAAAUGAUGACAC
Lymnaea stagnalis (great pond snail) is the source of this 2151-nucleotide messenger RNA. Lineage: Eukaryota; Metazoa; Mollusca; Gastropoda; Lymnaeidae. The record is from the annotation of a GenBank genome assembly.